Notechis scutatus (mainland tiger snake) is the source of this 2595-nucleotide messenger RNA. The record is from RefSeq and is a predicted model, not a curated record. NCBI's taxonomy places the organism in Eukaryota, Metazoa, Chordata, Lepidosauria, Squamata, Elapidae.
AUGAAUGACCAAAAGUCUGACACAAAAAGUAGUCCAAAGGUUGAUCAAAAGGAUGAACAUAAACCUGACCAUAAGAAUGAUCUUAAGAGUGAGCCAAAAUCUGAACCGAAAUCUGAAUUGAAGGCUGAACAGAAAAGUGAACAGAAAGCUGAACAAAAAGAUGAGCCAAAAGAUGAGCAAAAGACGGAUGAACAUAAAAAUCUUGAUUUUGAGCAAAUGAAAGCCAAGGCCCCAAAACUUUUGGCUGAUAUGGUGCACAUGCUUAUCACGUGGCAGAGAAUGGGCUUUCAUGUGCCACGAGGUGUCAGAAACAUAUUUGAGUUUACCUGGGAUGAACUUAUAGAGAUAGCACCAAGAAAAUCUUUCACUGGUUUAUAUUGUCCAGUUGUCAAAUCCCUCCCCUAUGAAGAGGCUGAGCUGGCCUCCGCAACUACAUCAAAAACUCAAAAGGUGGGUGCCACACCCUCAGCGAGGAGAACUAAUUAUGUGACUUCACUUGAAGGCCAGCCAAUGCUCAUGAAAUUCCAAAAGCGGUCCAUACAUCUCCUGACAGAACUUCUGAAGUUAAAGAUGAAGAUAAUGAUUGAUGCCGUUGCUGGUCCCAAUGCUGACGAGAUUGCAAAACGAUUCCUGGAAAGUGGUCAACAGCUAAGUCCCAAAUCCCGGGAGGAAGCAGUGGAGUUUAUGAAAGAACCCAGAAGGAAAGGGCGAGGUGCAGUCCCAACGGCGCCAGCGAUUCCUAUAACUUCCACUACCCAACUCAUUCAGCAAAUGUCAUUGUCCUGCCUUUGCUUUUCAUUGUCAUUCAAAGAGGUCAAACCACAGAAGAGCUCAGGUGGUGGCAGCAGCACUGGUCAAGACAAGGAGUCCAUUUUAUCUGACAAAUUUGAUCCAUGUCCUGAAGCAAGGGAGAAGCUUCGUGAAAUCUGCCGUCAAAUAGAACAUGAGAAGUCUGUAGCUAUAGCAAAGUGCCACGUGAGACCCCUAAUAUUGAAGAAUUAUCCAACUGUGCACAAGUCACCAUCUCAGGCCUUGAGAAGAGCUUCCCUGUCUCAAUUAGCCGCUGAGAUCAGACGUUCAAAACUGAAAAAGUUAUUCUUUUCCAUUCCUGAUGGAACAUCACUGAUUUAUUAUCCAUCUGGAAAUAUUGCAGUUUUCCAAUUUCCCAUAUGCUGCAUAGGAAAGACAAUCACCUUUCUAUUUCAGGAUGUUCCAACUCAAGGAUUUUUAGGCAUGUUUUCCCCAGGCCACUCAUGUCUAUCUUAUUCCUUUAAAUCAAGCUUUUCUGUGGCGUUACUGAUAAAUCAGCAAGGUGGAAUAGUUAGAGACAAAUACGGCCAAUUAACCCACCACUGGAAUUGGUAUUCCAGAAAAGAAGUUCUACAGUCUUUAGAUUUUCAGAUAAAUGAAAACUUAAAAUUAAAAGUCCUUAGCCAAAAUUCCAUGACCAUUACUUUUGCUGCCUUGAAUGAAAACCUCACCUUAUCUUUGAUAAGACCUGGAUGUCUGCAUGGAUGCAAAGCUGAUAAGCAGCCUAGUUUAAAAUACAUUGAAGCUGAUAAGAAAGAACAUUGGAGAAGAAUCCUUAUUGACAUUAAAAGGAGGUUUCAGAAAACUACAAAACAAUUUAUAAACAGUGUUUUGAUGAUUUCAGGAAUAUGCUGCAUAGAUUAUCCGCCUGAGUUUCGUACGAAACCUGUGAAGUGUAAAACAGUGGAUUCACCACUACAGACCUGGGAUCGAAAGCUAAGAGAAGAAGCUAUGGCUUUGGUUUCAAAACCAAAAGAGAAACAAGCUGUCAGGCCAAAGAGCUUACCCAGUUAUCACCCAAUUAAGAGAAAAUUUAGGCCUCCAUCACAAGCCAAAGAAGAGAUCCCAGAUGGAAGCCCUACCCUUGAGCCGUGGGCAAUUUAUCCUAUGGACUGUCCAAUUGUGCUGCGCAAAGUUUUGACCAAAACUAAUGAAGGUUUAGGUUGCAAAUGUGUAGUCAAAAUCCCAUUAAUUACAGACUUAGAAUUUGAAAAGUUUAUCACUGCCCCAAGAGACCCUCAACAAGUCAUUGUGAUAUGUGUGUUGUCACCACAAAAACAUUCCUACUCUCCUUUCUUUGAGUGGUCUGUUGAACAGGUGUACAUAAAGAUGCAGCAUGGCCGUCCCUCACCUUGUAUUCAGAGCAAGCAUGAUUCCUACCGUUUCCUGAAAUAUGAUCUAGAGAAUCCACUGAAUGAAACGCCUCCUCUUCUGGUGCAGAAACACGGUGUCGUUCCUGGAAUGGUGGUGAUGUAUGCCGGAGGGAAGCUGCUUUUUGGGAGCUGUGUUUUCAACGGAUACAGCUACAGUAAGAAGGACCUGCUGAAACAGAUCAACCAAGUUUGCCUUGACUGCAAAAGAGGUCACUUCCUGCCACAGAGCUUCAAAUUUAGUCCUAUUGCUGAACCUCCGAAGAAGCCCUCUUACCAAAGUAUAGAAAGUAUUUAUACUACCAAUUUUAAGGAAUGUGAAGAAGAGCAAGAGCCUAUUGUUGAAGAGGAGGUACUAAAAGUAGAAGAGAAGAAAAAACCUGCUGGCCGUGGAAAGAAGAAAACAAAGAAAUAG